AUCUUGCAGAUGUAAUUAUGAUGUUGAGUAUGAGACCUGCCGAAGUUGCCACUCUUUGUAUUAUCCAUUAUGAACCCAGUGAAUCGAAUCCUCCUAAAUGGUACAAGCCUAGUUAUUCUUGGUAUUGUAUUGGAUAUAUUAAAAAUAAAGGAGAAGCAAAAAAUAAUCCCGAACCUCAGCAAUUUUUAUACAUGGAAAAGAAUCCAGAACGUGCAAAAGAAUUGCUUACCUGGAUCCAAGAUACAAUAGCAACUGGAAAGUUACGCAAUUCUGUCUAUAGUAUUAAUAGAAAAUGCAGUACAGGGGUAUUUAGUAAAAUUUUAAAAUCAUAUGGUAUUACAGCCAAAAGAUUAAGAAAAAUUGAAGGUAAACAUGCUUCUAGAGUUUAUGGUAGUCAAAAUCCAACUUUGCAACAUCUCGAAUUCCUUAGCAAAGUUGCAAUGAGGCAUAAGAUGGAUCGUCAUAAUUCUGGAAUGUAUUAUGCCGAGGGUGAUACUUCUAAUUCCGAUCUUGACGCAGAUCCAGAACCUGAACCUGAAGCCUUAGCUCCCACACCCAAGGCAAUUAAUGAGAAUACUUCUGAAAUUGAGAAUAUUUAUAACUUAUAUGGAAGUAUUUAG
Messenger RNA from Dentiscutata erythropus, 620 nucleotides. The record is from the annotation of a GenBank genome assembly. NCBI's taxonomy places the organism in Eukaryota, Fungi, Glomeromycota, Glomeromycetes, Diversisporales, Gigasporaceae.